GAGAACUGAAGCUCGCCAUUUUCUUACAUUGCAGAAAUGUGGCGGGAUUGCUCCUCUUCUUCUAAAUCAAGGAGUUCCUACAGUAGGGGAGCUAUGCACAAACGCACGCCAACUCAUUUUAUAGCAUUCCAAAUCAUAAAUCCGGAGAUAUUGGAAGAGAUAAAAGAUGUCCAGAGGUCCAUGUUGUCCAACAAUCCAUCCCUAAUUGAUGUUAUGGUACCUGGACGAUUAGCCCAUAUUACAUUGAUGGUCGUGAACCUACAAAACUAUCAUUAUAGACAAAGAGCAAAAGAUGCAUUGAAUUUAUGUGCAUCAAGACUGAAAACAGAGUACAGGAACGAACCGAUAGUUUUAGACCUAGCAGGAAUUGGAAACUUCCGUAAUAAAGUGGUAUUCGCCAAAAUACAUGAUGCGGAUAAAACAUCAGAUGAUAUUCUCCAACAUGUUCAUGGUGUUGUAAAGAGCUCGUUUGAAGAGUAUGGUAUUUAUACCACGGAUACAAGAGCCGACUUCAAUCCGCACCUGACACUGGCCAAGACCCAAAAUGAUAUGGACAUAUCAGAAUAUGUUUACAAAGACAGGAUUGAUAAUUUCUUUGGGCGAGAACUGGUCAACAGGAUCCAGCUUUGCGCAAUGGGAGUGGACGGUGAAAGCUCUUACUACGACGUGCUGCACCAAGUUAAGUUUGGUUCACGCGUUCCGUCCAGUUCCCACUGUGAGAAGUACUAUACUAGACCUGCUGCUGGAGCGGAUGGUGGAGCAUUUGUUUAAAUCAUGUUUCUGUAGACUUGGAUAUAUAUUCCAUUACAAAAGACUUGGAGAGCUUAAGUUGCCGAUCAAAUAAUCACCUGUGCGAUAAACUAUGGCAGCACACUGUUUGAUGACGUCAAUUCAGAUCGAUUUGUGUUGCCAACGAAAGAAAAACUGAUCCAAUUUAAAUAGCAAGCAUGAAAUUGUACAUAAGAAUAUUUUUUUAAAAGUCUAUUUUGUACAUUUGAAUUAACAAUUUUGAUAAGACAAAGAACAGGUAAUGAACCUGUACCAAGUUGGGUCUAAAUUCCUAUUCUAUUUGUAAGUAUUUUAUGCAAUUUAUGAUGAAAUUGAUCAUCCUUAUUGAUAAAAUAAUGAUUUAAUAAAAUUUUAAUUUAUCAA
Molecule: messenger RNA, 1152 nt
Organism: Ylistrum balloti
Lineage: Eukaryota; Metazoa; Mollusca; Bivalvia; Pectinida; Pectinidae
Exons: 6
Coding region: 37-771 (244 amino acids)
Cellular component (GO): cytosol
Molecular function (GO): protein kinase A regulatory subunit binding
Source: RefSeq, a predicted model, not a curated record